Chroicocephalus ridibundus (black-headed gull) is the source of this 5965-nucleotide messenger RNA. It is a transcript of the gene ARHGAP45, whose product is annotated as Rho GTPase activating protein 45. The record is from RefSeq and is a predicted model, not a curated record. The transcript has 23 exons. Bases 147 to 3695 code for a protein of 1182 amino acids. Gene Ontology annotation, biological process: activation of GTPase activity; signal transduction. Gene Ontology annotation, cellular component: membrane. Lineage: Eukaryota; Metazoa; Chordata; Aves; Charadriiformes; Laridae. Gene Ontology annotation, molecular function: GTPase activator activity.
CGCCCCAGCCCGCAGAGCAUGGGGCGCGACGGGCACGGCGAGACGGGGCCGGGGGGGCCCAAGAGCCCGCCCGUGGCUCUUUAGCAAGGGGCACCCGUCCCCGACCCCCUCCCCGGGAGAGGGGCCUAUGGGUGGCGGACGGAGGGAUGCUCGGCCGGGCGGCAGGGAGGAAGAGCUACAGCCCCUACUCCGUGGGGCGCCGCCGGACGGGUAAAGCCCACUCGCCCACUCGCUGCCUGGACUCGUUGCCCCACGCGCCCGCCGUGCGGCUGACGGACCUCUCCCGCAAGGAUUGCCUGGAGGCGCCCGGCUCCGGCCUGGGGGAGCUGCCCCCCGCCAGCUCCAAGCUCAGCACCAGCCCCAGCGCCGUGGGCACCCUGAAGCGCCCCACCAGCCUCAGCCGCCAUGCCAGCGCCGCCGGCUUCCCCCUCACCGCCUCCGUCCCCAGGGCCGUGCCCAAGGGCCACAAGACCCCCACGUCCUACAGCCCCAUGGACGGCGGGGAGGGCCCCUUCAUCGACACGGAGGACAUCUCCCAGCUGCUGACAGAUGUGGCCCGCUUCGCCGACGCCCUGGAGAACCUGCGGGACGUGGUGCUGCGCGACGACCCCAAGGAGCCGCAGCGGCCGCUGGCCCACGAGUGCCUGGGCGAAACCCUGCGCAUCCUGCGCCAGGUCAUCAAUAAAUACCCGCUGCUCAACACCCUGGAGACCCUGACAGCCGCCGGGACCCUCAUCUCCAAAGUCAAGGGUUUCCAUUACGAAUCCAACAAUGAGACGGACAAGCGGGAGUUCGAGAAGGCCGUGGAGACCAUCGCGGUGUCCUUCAGCAGCACCGUGUCCGAGUUCCUCAUGGGGGAGGUGGACAGCAGCACCAUCCUCUCCAUCCCACCCAGCGACCAGAACCAGUCCAUGGAGAGCCUCUACGGGGGGAUCCCGGGGCCUGGAGGAGACGGCCUGCCUUCGGGCAUGGAGAGCUACGACGCGGGCCGCCCUCCUGCCGAGGAAGUGGACGUGAUGCUGCAGCGCUGCGAGGGGGGGGUAGACGCUGCCCUCCAGUACGCCAAAAACAUCUCCAAGUACAUGAAGGACCUCAUCGGAUACCUGGAGAAAAGGACCACGCUGGAGAUGGAGUUUGCCAAAGGGCUUCAGAAGAUGGCAAACAGCUGCAAGCAAACCAUCAGUCAGGAGACCAGCAUGCCAUUCCUGUCCAUCUACCUGCUGGCGCUGGAGCAGGACAUGGAGCACGGGACGUCGGUUCUGCAGGCGGCCAACACCCUGCAGCAGCAAACCUUCCUCCAGCCGCUGACGGUGAGGCGCCUUGAGCAUGAAAAGCGGAGGAAGGAGAUCAAGGAGCAGUGGCACCGGGCGCAGAGGAAGCUGCAAGAGGCGGAGGUGAACCUGCGCAAGGCCAAGCAGAUCUACAUGCAGCGCAGCGAGGAGCACGACAAGGCCAAGUAUGUGGCAGUGAAGGCAGAGGAAGAGCAGCAGAACACCACCAGCAGCAUCACCACCAAAACCCUGGACAAGAAGCGGCGGCUGGAAGAGGAAGCCAAGAACAAGGCAGAAGAGGCGAUGGCCACGUACCGGACCUGUGUCGCGGAUGCCAACACCCAGAAGCAGGAGCUGGAGGACACCAAGGUGAACUCCUUGCGGCAGAUCCACGAAGUGAUCAAACAGAGCGACCAGGUCAUCAAGACGGCCACGAUCUCCUUCUACCAGAUCAUGCACAUGCAGACGGCUCCGCUGCCCGUCAACUUCCAGACGCUGUGCGAGAGCAGCAAGCUCUACGACCCCGGGCAGCAGUACGCCUCUCACGUCAAGCAGCUGCAGCGCGGGGACGAGCCUGACACCCAGUACGACUUCGAGCCCUACGUGUCACACAACGCCUGGUCUCCCUUCACGCGCACGCGGAAGGGCAGCUUCAACGCCAGUGAUUUCUCCCCAAACGCCGGCUCCGACGGGGCUGGGCCGGUCUCGGAAGGAGGAGCGGGAGCCAAGGAGCAGCAGAGCGGGGCUGUGGGGGCCGAGCGGAGAGGUGGGAGAGGACACCAGGUCCACAAAUCCUGGCCGACCUCCGUCACUGAAGGCGACAGCAGCCUGGAUUCGAGCGCAGGUGAAUUCAGCCACAAACUCCAGCGGCUGUCUUCCAACGGCACCAUGUCCUCCAGCGAAGAGCUGGAGGAGAAGGAGGAGAACGCCACCCCCUUCGAGCAGAGCAUCAACGGGAUGACCCCAGAGAUGACGGCUCCGACGGGGCCCUUCCGAAACGUUGGCUUGUCCAAGGCUGCCCAGACUCACCGGCUGAGGAAGCUCCGCGCCCCUUCCAAAUGCCGGGAGUGCAACAGCUACGUUUACUUCCAGGGAGCAGAAUGCGAGGAGUGCUACCUGGCCUGCCACAAGAAGUGUCUGGAAACCUUGGCCAUCCAGUGCGGGCACAAGAAGCUCCAAGGGAAGCUGCAGCUUUUCGGGCAAGACUUCACCAAGGCUUCUCAGAGCAGCUCGGAUGGCAUCCCCUUCAUCAUCAAGAAGUGCAUUUCGGAGAUAGAGAAGCGGGCGCUGAAAACCAAGGGCAUCUACCGGGUUAACGGUGUCAAGACCCGGGUGGAGAAGCUUUGCCAGGCAUUUGAGAAUGGGAAAGAGCUGGUGGAGCUUUCCCAGGCCUCCCCUCAUGAUAUCAGCAACGUCUUGAAGCUCUACCUGAGACAGCUGCCGGAGCCCAUUAUGCCCUUCCGCAUGUACAACGAGCUGAUGGGGCUGGCCAAGGAGAGCCUGCAGGGCGGCGAGGGCAAGGGCAAGAGCGGGAAGGGGGGCCCCGAGCUGGUGGACAGAGGAGCCGACACCGACAAGGUGGUGGCGAACCUGGUGCUGAAGCUGAAGGAGCUGCUGAAGGAGCUGCCCUUGGAGAACAUGGCCACGCUGCAGUACCUCCUGCAGCACCUGAGAAGGAUCGUGGAAGUGGAGCAGGACAACAAGAUGACCUCCAGCAACCUGGGCAUCGUCUUCGGGCCAACGCUGAUGCGCCCGCGGCCCACGGAUGCCACUAUUUCCUUGUCCUCGCUGGUCGAUUAUCCCCACCAAGCUCGCAUCGUCGAGGCGCUCAUCAUCUUCUAUUCCACCAUCUUUGAGAACAAGGAGAGCGCGGUGCUGGGUGACUCCAGCAAAUACUCCACGGAGAGCAAGGAGGAGGCAGCCGGCUGCUCGGACCUGGCCAGCGGAGGCUCCCAGCCCGCAGCUCCUCCCGGCAGCGCCCCCGACCUGCCUUCGGAGAAGGGGAAUUUGGGUUACGGCACCGACUCAUUCGCAGAGUCCGGCGACCGCUCCGUUGACUCCGACUCCGAGCUGGAGGACAGCGGGGAGCUGCUGGCCACCGCCGGGGUCCCAGGAACCCAUCUCAGGAAACAGGAGAGCGAGACCAGCACGGAUGACGCUCAGUUCUGCGACGAAGGGAGCGAGGGGCAGCGGAGCCGGAGCUGCAGCAUGGGGCAGUCGGACGCGGAGGGCAGCGCUCCCCGCUGCCGCAGCCCCCCGGGAGAAGAGCAAAGCGACGCAGAAGAAUACCCUGAGAGCCGCCUCUCCGCUGCCGACACGGACCGCAACACAAACCAGUCCAACAACACACCCUCGCCCGCCGCUGCCCCGUCUCUGGCAGCCAGGAGCCGAGGGGGUGGCGAGGGGCGGCCCCGGUUUAUCUAAGCCACCCAACAAAAGCGCCGCGGACGCUGGGACAGGGCAAAGGGGCAGAACCGGCCACUGCCCGGCGACGCGCAGAGCUGCGAUGGCGAGGGUGGGGAGGGCCGGCACGGAGCCCUGGGCAGCUCGGGGGGGUUCGGUGUGUCAGCUGCAGGCAAGUCCUCCCUGUUCCGUGGCUGGAGCUUUCACACAAACCCCCCGAGCUCCUCGGCUCCCGACAGGGGACGUCGGGCCAGGCUGCCCCGACUGCGGGGAGCCGUCAGGUCCAGCAGCCCAGAACCGCGUUUCUUGGGAAGGAGCUGAAGCCUGGAGCCCCCUCGCUGCUUAUUCCAGACUGGGAAGGAACCCAGGGCUUUGCUGUGCCCGUGCCGGGUCACAGGCUUAAUUUUUGCCGCGCUCCUUAAUCCCACGCCUCUGCUGCAGAAAACGAGGUAGGAAGAGUCCAGAGAUCCGAUCACCCUCGCUGGCUGCGGCUGGAGGGGAGAGGAGGUGACACAGGGAGAGGUCCCCAUCAGAAGGGCACUGCAGCCAGGCUCGGACAGACGGACAACGCCGAGCACCAGGCUCCGCCAGCGCAGGGAAUGGCUCGCCGGGAAGGGGACGCGGCCGCAGGAGCGCUGGGUUCAGCGCAGCCGGGUAAAAUCCACCCGCGCCAUCUCGCGCGGAGCCAUCCUCGGCUGCAGGGCCACGACCGCACCGUCUGCCGGGCCCUGCCAGGUACAUUUAUCGUCUCUAACUGACUGUAGCGGGCACCCCACGUCCGGCCACGCAUCUACUGCCUCGACACUUCCAAGCACCGGAGGGCUCAGCCGGCGCCGUGCCCUGCCGGGCUCGCCUGACGAGCUUCGCGUUGCUGCUUGUAUUUACGGGCAUUUUUCUACCUGGAGGAGCCACGGAAAGAGCAGCCCCAGGCUGUGAGCAAGCUCAGGGGUUUUCCUGGCUGCAGGGUCCCGAGCGUUGCCUGAUCUCUCAGGGUUUUGGGGUUUUUUGAUAGAAAAUCGGUCUCCAAAAAUCCAAGCUGCGAGUCCAGGACUGCACCUUUGCUCUUCCGGCUGGCUCCGAGUGCAGCUGGGCAGGGAGCAGGUCACCAAGGGGACACGCCGCCUCCUUGGCACCGUCACAGCCCGAACCGAGUCCCAGCCCCUGCCAGUGUCAGAGGCUUUUUGUUUUGUUUUUUCUUUUUUUUGUAAAGAGAUAACCCUUCAACAUGAACCCACUACCUCUGCUGGCAAAGGAACUUCAAGGGUCAAACAAGACCAGUUGAAAUAUAUUUUUUUUAAAGCUACGAGACUUUUCUGCACUGAAGCAUAGAGAAACAAGUAAUUUUAAGUUUAAAAAGAGCUGAAAGCUGUUUCCUUCUGUUCCCCUGCUUGCGCCUGGGCUGCGUUCCUGCCGUCACUGCCGAGCGUGCCACCAGACCUGGCCCAGCAGGGACCGAGCGCGCCCGGCCAGGGACAGAGCAAAGGCACCUCGCACGCGGGCGACGCGCAGCCCACGGCUCCUGAGCAAUUGCAGAAAUCCAAAGCUGUUUUCUAGUAAUUAGCCACCCCCUUCCUCGGGGGGGAUGCUGGACGCCAGCUCCUCUCUCGCUCCCUCCGCUCGCGCGUCAAGAGCGGCCACCCCAAGGGGACAGCGAGGGGAGGGCAGAGGCCAAGGAAGCCAAGCGGGAGCGACGUUCCAGCUGAAGAUCCACUGAGGGGUGGCCGGGGGGUUACACGCGCCUCGUUAGUGUAGAGCCGCGCGAUCAACCAGACAUUUGACCCCUCAGAGGAUCAGCCUCCAGCACAGGGAGAGCCUGGGCUCUGCUUCCCAGAGCUCUGCAAGACUAUCGGAAACGCAUCUCGGCAGAGUCGCUUAAAGGUACACAAACCCGAAGCCGAACGGUUUCUAACUGAGCCAAAGAAGAGCCAGAGGCAGCCGUGAGCCGUUCCGCUCCGCAGCUCUUCAACAAGAGGGUUGGAUUUUUUCCAGCAGCUCAAUUCCACGGUAGCAAGAGGAACGAGGCCGAGGGCCCUCGCUACCAGCACUGCUACCCCCGGCGGUACCGCGUGUGUGUGCGAGGAUGGAUGGCGGGUGAAUGCGAGUGAGGGAAGGGACGAAAGCUGCGCUUGAGCUUCACACAGGAACAGGCACCCUUCUGGUUGUACAUUAAUUCGGCGUGGAAAAAGUAAAGCGUGUUUGCUAUGGCGUGCCUGUACUGCUGUAUGAAGCCGCGUAACAUGUUUUGCUGUGAUCAGAUUGACUUGCUUCCAAAAAAAUAAAUAAAAUCAGCG